Molecule: messenger RNA, 2160 nt
Organism: Jatropha curcas
Lineage: Eukaryota; Viridiplantae; Streptophyta; Magnoliopsida; Malpighiales; Euphorbiaceae
Gene: COX10
Product: cytochrome c oxidase 10
Biological process (GO): heme A biosynthetic process
Cellular component (GO): mitochondrion; mitochondrial membrane
Molecular function (GO): protoheme IX farnesyltransferase activity
Source: RefSeq, a predicted model, not a curated record
AUUUCGUACUGAAAAAAAAAAAUACUGAAUCCCUAAAAGCUAUCGAUUUUGCUUGCGACUUCCUUUCUUCUCUCUCGCAAAUCCGAAAUCUCUCCCUCAUAUCUUAUUGCCUCUUCUACAAAUCGAAUAUACAAAGGUAGAAAUUGGACAUUCACUUGGGGCUGUUCAUGCUUAAGUAUUUAUGGAAGGUUAUCUUCAAAUUAAAUAUAAACAAAAAUGGCAAAAUUCAUUUUUUUUCCAUUAUUAGAUUGAUUAGAAGGACUCUUUCUCCCAAGAUCUCUCUGUACGAACCCUAAGGAAGAAAUAUAGAUGCAAUUGAUUUGGGGCUUCAUCACAUUCCUCACUCUACCGCUGGUAUUAUCAAGUUCCAAGAGCCAAUUCAACUGACUUUCAUCGUCUUCAGUACCUAACAGAAAAAGGGUUCCAAAUUGGUCACCAUGUGGAGGAACCCGGUGAGUUUCUCAUCAAAGCUGCUAGCGAACCGUAAUUAUUACCUCCAUGGAUCGUGGUUUCCAUCUAUUUUUGCUGCAAAUGAUGUUGUGUCUGUGCCGCAAUUGCUGUGUCGCUGCUCAUUGUCAUCCACAGCUUCUACAACCGCCGCUGCCACUUCAUCUGCAGAUUCCUUAAAAUCCAUGCUUCUGAACCGCAAAUCUGAUGGAAUUCGAGCUUUUUCCGCAUCUUCCUCGGCUCUUGAUCUCUCAUUGUUGUCUUCCGCAAUGCAGUUGGCACGCCACUACAGCCGCUGCUACUGGGAGCUAUCCAAAGCUCGGCUCAGCAUGUUAGUUGUUGCAACUUCCGGAACUGGAUAUGUUCUUGGGAGUAGCAAUGCUGUCGAUUUGGCUGGACUUUGUUGGACCUGUGCUGGUACGAUGAUGGUUGCAGCAUCUGCUAACUCAUUAAAUCAGGUGUUUGAGGUCAAUAAUGAUGCCAAAAUGAAAAGAACUAGGCACAGACCACUUCCUUCAGGGCGUCUUACAAUACCUCAUGCUGUGGCUUGGGCAUCUUCUGUUGGUUUAGCUGGCACUGCUUUAUUGGCAUGCAAGGCUAAUAUGUUGGCAGCUGGGCUUGGAGCUUCUAAUCUUAUUCUUUAUGCAUUUGUAUAUACUCCACUGAAGCAGAUUCACCCAGUCAACACAUGGGUUGGGGCUGUUGUUGGUGCCAUUCCACCUCUUUUAGGGUGGGCUGCAGCUUCUGGCCAUGUUUCACUCAAUGCAAUGAUUCUUCCUGCUGCACUUUAUUUUUGGCAAAUACCUCAUUUCAUGGCCCUUGCAUAUUUGUGUCGCAAUGAUUAUGCUGCUGGAGGGUUUAAGAUGUUCUCUCUUGCCGAUGCUUCUGGUCAAAGAACUGCCUCGGUAGCUCUGAGGAACUGCCUAUAUCUUGUUCCACUGGGAUAUUUAGCAUACGACUGGGGUGUGACAUCCGGUUGGUUUUGUCUUGAAUCAUCACUUCUGACUUUAGCAAUAAGUGCCUCAGCGUUUUCAUUCUACCGAGACCGAACAAUACACAAAGCGAAGAGAAUGUUUCAUGCCAGUCUUUUAUAUCUUCCUGUGUUUAUGUCCGGGCUUCUAUUGCACCGUCAAUUAGGAGAGGAUGAGCUUUGGACUUCACUGGAAGCAGUAGUAGCAGACUCUGGACAUGACAACCAAAAGAGCAAAGAAAGGCAUAGAAAUAUAGAUAAACAAGCUCGUCCACCUGUAGCAUAUGCUUCUGUUGCACCGUUUCCUUUUUUGCCAGUACCUUCAUAUGCUGGUCAAUAAUUUAAAUUCUUCUGGAACUGUGAUUCAAUAAAGGAACUAAGCAAGCAGUAGCCCUAUGGGUGGAAUACUGAGCUUCUCUCCGGCAUUCUCGAGUUUGUUUUUGUAUUUCCAUUGAGUUGAAAAAACAGAGUUGUUAGGAUGAAAAGAGAUGCAGCAGAAAUAUACCAUGUGAUCAGACCUCAAUUUCCUCUCACCUUUGGCAAAUAAAUAAGGCGGCAUUUGGUUCGUGAGUCUCAAUCUAUUUGGAGCUUUUGUUUUUAUUAUUAGUUGAUUUUGUAUUUAUAUUUGGAAAGAAAUUAUGCAUUCCCCUGCAUAAAUUGGGACCCAUGUCUAAUUUUCGGUCUUCGGGCAGAGCGACUGACAUUUUAAGGUAUAUAGAAGGCUUUAGAGAAUUUUGAGAGUU